Messenger RNA from Anthostomella pinea, 1698 nucleotides. Lineage: Eukaryota; Fungi; Ascomycota; Sordariomycetes; Xylariales; Xylariaceae. The record is from the annotation of a GenBank genome assembly.
AUGGCGUCAAACAAUCGCGAGGAAGGAACGCUAUGCAUCGGGAUUGACUUUGGAACCACGUUCACGGGAGUGGCGUAUGAGUUCCAAAAAGGAGGACCCGAAGGUCAAGCUUCCAAAAUCGAGCCUCGAUGCGUCCGCUUCUGGCCCGCCGUGGAGACGGCAAAGAUAGACUCGAAGGUCGCCUACGAUAAAGAUGGAUCCGUUUCAUGGGGCCGCGAAGCUGCGAACAAAGACAACCACAUCUCCUGGUUCAAACUCCUCCUACUCGAAGAUGGCGAUCUGAAAAGCCAUUUGCAAAGCUCCAAACACAUCAAAGAGUCGGCAGAAAGGCUCGAGAGUCUCGGCAAGGAUCCCAUUGACCUAGUGACGGACUACCUGAGAUGUGUUUGGGAGCAUGCACUCUUCCAGAUCACGGAAGAACAAGGGAACAAAUUCAUGGAGCGUACCCCUUUCCACGUGAUGGUCACGGUACCCGCUAUCUGGCCAGACUACGCUCUUCAGCGAAUGGACCGAGCCUUGCAGGGCUCUGGCAUUCUUCGAGCCCGCCCGUCAUGCAAGGAUACCACUUACAGCUUCAUCCUUGAGCCAGAAGCUGCUGCCUUUGCCUCGAUUUUGGGCCUUGGCAAAUACGAGACGCUGAGGGCUGGUCCUACGUUCGUAAUAGGCGACCUAGGAGGUGGUACCGUGGACAUUACGAGCUUCGUGGUACGCAAGGAGAAUCUCGAGCUUGCAGAAGGUGUCGAAGGAGAUGGUGGCCUUUGCGGUGCGACCUUCCUGGAUCAAGCCUUCCUGGCCGGCAUAACGAAGAAGAUCAGCGGAGCGAAGUACAAGUCUAAGAAGUUGAAGGCCUGGGAGAAGAUGCACCCAACGGAUCGACGACGAGUGCUUGAGUUCUGGGAGAAUGAAACCAAGAGAAAGUACUACGAUGGAGCAGGUCGAGUCAGGUUCGACAUGGGAGUUUUGGGCAACCUAAGACCUGAACUCUGGAUGGAAACGGACGAACUCAAUGACAUCUUCGCCACUGUCUACAAGGACAUCCUUGCGCUAUUCGAGGUCCAAGUCAAAGCCAUAUUCGAGAGCACUGGAGUACUGCCGAAGUUUAUCGUACUUGUUGGAGGCUUGGGUGGAUGUAACUACAUCUACGAGAAACUCAAGGCCCACUACGAUGGCCGCAUUGAAAUCCUCAGAGAACGGAGUGAUGCCUCCUGGACAGCUGUGGCACGCGGUGCCGUCAUCGCUGGGUCCAACAAGCAGAACCGAGAGAUCACGGUGCACUCACGAGUGUCCCGUUACAGCUAUAGUUGGACGAAGCAUGAAGAAUAUGACCCAGCGAUCCACAGCCCACUCGAUCUCGAUAUCAACGACGUUACCGGUGAUGCCAUAGCCCGAGAUCAGAUGGUAUGGUUCAUCAAACGGGGCGAAAAAAUGGCGGUUGAUAGUCCGAAGCUCUACGACUACGUGCGACACUUCACACUAGACCAGUCGGGGGUUAUCUCGUUUUCCGAGACGAUUUACCGCUCGGAGAGAUCAGAGCCUCCCGUUCGCCUUGCCGAGAACGGAACGAAAUACGAGGGGCCCUAUGGCGAAGCUCUGGAGGAUGGGUUCUGCGAAUUUGCGACCAUCGACAUGAAGACCCCCGUCCCAGUGGAGAAGUUACCCCUGAGAGGCAACAAGGACCAUAAGCACCGCCUCCUGUAG